Molecule: messenger RNA, 1760 nt
Organism: Zingiber officinale
Lineage: Eukaryota; Viridiplantae; Streptophyta; Magnoliopsida; Zingiberales; Zingiberaceae
Product: 3-ketoacyl-CoA synthase 1-like
Exons: 1
Coding region: 89-1666 (525 amino acids)
Biological process (GO): fatty acid biosynthetic process
Cellular component (GO): membrane
Molecular function (GO): acyltransferase activity, transferring groups other than amino-acyl groups
Source: RefSeq, a predicted model, not a curated record
AUAACCCACUAAGUUCUCAAGGCUAGCUAGAAGAAUUCAGAGCCAAAGAGUGAUUUCUCUGUGUAUAUAUAUCGAUAGAUAGUCGGUGAUGGCGGCGACGGAACCGGCGGUGAUGGACAGGGAGCGGCUGACGGCGGAGAUCAUGCCCUUCGGGGACGACGACUCGAUCGUUAUCAAGAUCCGGCGACGCCUCCCGGACUUCCUCCAGUCGGUCAAUCUUAAGUAUGUCAAGCUCGGCCUCCGCUACGCCUCCAUCCCCACCGCCGCCGUCCUCGUCCCUGUUCUUGCUGUCGCCAUUGCUGCGGCGCUACGUAUCGACCGGAUGGCGCUGGCGCCGCCGCGGCCGGUGUCAGUCGACCCAGGAGCCGGCCUCGCCUCCGCCGCUUUGGCGUUAGUUCUCCUCGCCGCUUAUUACCUCAAUCGACCGCGCCCUGUUUACUUGGUCGACUUCGCGUGCUACAAGCCCGACGACGAGAACAAAAUCUCCAAGGAAGGCUUCCUCGACAUGACCGACUGCACCGGAGUGUUCAACCGGGAAUCGUUGGACUUCCAGACCAAGAUCACUCUCCGGUCUGGCCUCGGCGACGAGACCUAUCUGCCGCCGGGAAUCCAGUCCCGGCCGCCGCGGCUCUGCAUGGAGGAAGCGCGCCUCGAAGCAGAGACCGUCAUGUUCGGCUGCCUCGAUGCUCUGUUUUCCUCCACAGGCAUCGACCCGCGCCGCGACGUCCGCAUCCUCGUCGUCAACUGUAGCCUCUUCAACCCCACGCCGUCCCUCUCUGCCAUGAUCGUCAACCGGUACAAGAUGCGGGAGGACGUGAAGAGCUUCAACCUCGGCGGGAUGGGCUGCAGCGCCGGGCUCAUCGCCGUCGACCUCGCCAAGGAUCUUCUCCAGGCCAACCCCAACUCCUAUGCCGUGGUGCUCAGCACCGAGAACAUCACCCUCAACUGGUACUUCGGCAAUGACCGCUCCAUGCUCCUCUCCAACUGCAUCUUUCGCAUGGGCGGCGCUGCUCUGCUUCUCUCCAACCGCCGCCGCGACGCGCGCCACGCCAAGUACCGGCUCGUGCACGCAGUGCGCACGCACAAGGGCGCCGACGACGGGUGCUACGGGUGUGUGUACCAGCGGGAGGACGAGCGGGGGGCGGUGGGGGUGUCGCUAGCAAGGGAGCUGAUGGCGGUGGCCGGCGACGCACUGAAGACCAACAUCACCACGCUGGGGCCGCUGGUACUGCCGUUGUCGGAGCAGCUCAAGUUCAUAGCAGCACUGGUGGGCCGCCGCUGGCUGCGCCUCCGCGGGGUGGGGCCGUACAUCCCCGACUUCCGGCGGGCGUUCGAGCACUUCUGCGUCCACGCCGGCGGCAGGGCUGUGCUGGAUGAGAUCCAGAAGAACCUCGGCCUGACUCCGGCCGACAUGGAGCCGUCGCGCUCGGUCCUCCACCGGUUCGGCAACACUAGCAGCAGCUCGCUGUGGUACGAGCUGGCGUACGCGGAGGCGAAGGGGCGAGUGCGGCGCGGCCACAGGGUGUGGCAGAUCGGGUUCGGAUCCGGGUUCAAAUGCAACAGCGCUGUGUGGCGGGCGCUGCGCGACGUCCAAGUUGGUGGCCGCCGCGACCGCUGCAACCCCUGGCUCGACUGCAUCGACAGCUACCCAGUCAAGGGACAGUAAACGCCACCACAAUCCACAAGUUUUUUUUUAAUUUAUUUAAAAAAUAAUAAUGUUCUGUCGUAAUCAUUAUUCAUCCUUUUCAUAAUUAAUCAUC